Molecule: messenger RNA, 695 nt
Organism: Daphnia pulicaria
Lineage: Eukaryota; Metazoa; Arthropoda; Branchiopoda; Diplostraca; Daphniidae
Product: glycine-rich cell wall structural protein-like
Exons: 3
Coding region: 30-338 (102 amino acids)
Source: RefSeq, a predicted model, not a curated record
CGUCAUCCGACCAUCAAAUCAGACCUACCAUGUCGAGUCGUCGUAUUCUGUUGGUUUUGCGUGUUCUGCUGGCCGUCUUGGCCGUCAUGGCUACGAUUGAAGCGGCUCCUCAUCGUCGAUCUCCUCGUCCACGUCGACAUCUCGAGGCCAUUCUGUCUGGUCUACUUGGAACGCAAUACGGUUACGGGAAUCCGUAUGAAGCGGCUGCCGCUUACGGGUAUGAAGGAUAUGGUGCAGAGUACGCUGGAUAUGGUCAGGGUGAGGAAGGAUAUUACGGUUAUGGCGGUGGAUAUGGCGGCGGCAAUGCGCCAAUUACAAUUGAGAUUGAAGCCAAAUAGAAAUUGUCAUUAUUCUCUUAUUUAAAAUUUUUUAAAAUUUAUUGAAUUUAAUUUUUUUCCCGGUCACGUAUAACGAUGUUGAUGCAAUACACAAAAUGCUGAAUCAUUGAAAAUUGUGGGAGGAAUUGGAAAUCUUUUCUUGAGCAAGUCAAUUGCAAGUGAAUAAUUAUUGCUGCUCGAGACACCUAAUAUAAUUAUUUCCGUGUCGCUAGAUGAUGAUUUUGAAAAACUGGAAAUAAUACUUAUUUCAGGGAAUAAAAAGGAUGUUAUUCAAUGGUCACAUUGACGUGUCGCGUCACGUCAAUUAAUUUUGUUUUCCUUUAUUGAUCGAAUUUUUUUCCCUUCCCUAUUUUUGUU